Messenger RNA from Suricata suricatta (meerkat), 8796 nucleotides. It is a transcript of the gene RERE, whose product is annotated as arginine-glutamic acid dipeptide repeats. Gene Ontology annotation, cellular component: nucleus. Gene Ontology annotation, biological process: regulation of DNA-templated transcription. NCBI's taxonomy places the organism in Eukaryota, Metazoa, Chordata, Mammalia, Carnivora, Herpestidae. The transcript has 23 exons. Gene Ontology annotation, molecular function: chromatin binding; sequence-specific DNA binding; transcription corepressor activity. The record is from RefSeq and is a predicted model, not a curated record. The coding region runs from base 1756 to 6366 and encodes 1536 amino acids.
CUCUCUCUCACUCAAAAAUAAAAAAUAUACAUUAAAAACUUAAAAAAAACCCCAGUGGACGACAGUAGUGGGAUCCAUGAGGGUCCUUUUAUAGGUAGGAUGGGGAACAGUGGGAGUCUGGACUCCCGUGUGUCUGGGCAUCUUUCUGGAGUUGGGCAGCGGAAAUACCCAAGGGGCCUGGAUUUGAGCUGAGGACAGGCAGACGAAGGGGAGGGGACAGUUAUUCUAAGCAGGAGUCCUGAGAUGGGAAGAAGUGUUGUGCGGUAGCGGGAGCACACAGGAGAGGUGGAGAGGGCGCUGGGCAAGUGGAGGGGCAGCCAGGACGGGAGGGGCCCUGCAGUCCUUGGAAAGAAUUGAUGGAUUGUGAAGUACACUUCAAAGGAUGAGUUGUGUUGGUGUGCAAAUUACAUCGCUUUCAAGUUGUUUUAAAAAAAUAGUGCAGUGUCAGAUACACUGGCCGGGUCCAGUGCAGGGUGAAUUGGAAGGAAGGCAAAAACAGAAUUUUAGUCACAGAGACCUGUUAGAAGGCAGUUGUAUUUAUUAAUCUGUGUGCAAGAUGAUGGCUUGUUCCAUUUCCGCUGGAGCAGUGGAUAAACUAUAGAGGUUUGGGAUGUGAUUGGUAGACCUCUAAGAGCGAGCAGAAUGCCUGGUGUGCGGUUGGACAUUUGACAAAUAGAAAUAUUUCUUGCUCUGGUUCAGUGAGGAAGAAUUAGUUGUACUUCACUAGCUGCAUUUGGUGAGUCAAGUGUCCUGCAGAAUCUGGCUUCAGUAAGUGAGAUGAUUAGCAUUUAGGGAAUGAAAAGUCAAGAGGGAGAGACAUGGUUUCAUGGAUAAGUGAGUUUUACAUGAUCCCAGAGAGGAUCUGUUUGAAUUUUUGUUAUUUGUAGUCAAUUUUACACGAUUUAGUUCUUAAUUGUGCAAUAGAACCCCCUCUUCCCUGCAAGAGAAAAUACAUUCUUGAGGGUAUGGAUGGUGUUUGGCUCCAUUUAGAUCUUGCAUAGCGCAAUGUACUAUUGGGGAUUCUCUACUACCGAGAGUUUACGUUUGUAGGGUGCUUUGCAGUCUGUAAGUGCAUUUCCAUAUGGUAUACCUAGUUAACUUAACUCUUGCAGCAGCUCUGUGGGGGUAGUUAGCUGUUGUCCUUGUUUUACAGCAGUGAAACCGAUUCAGAGAGGGAGAGUGAUUUGCCCAAGGCAGCACAGCACGUGGCACUGGCACUGCCAAGAACUUGGGUGUUGGCUUCUCAGUCCAGUUCUGUGCUGGGCCUAACCUUCUGGGACUGCUUAAAUAGUAUCAGGAAGUGGUUUUCUUAAAUGUGGUUUGGGCCCUGAGUGUGACUGACAUUUUAGCUUUUUAAUCUGAAUUGGUUGGUGGCUUCAUUUGGAAGAGGCAGCCGAUGUUUGUGUGGAGGGUGAAGCAGCCUGGAGUCACAAAGAGCGUUUCUGUAUCACUGGCUCCCGACAGCCUUCGACUGAUUAGCUGAAGACAGAGUGAGGCCAGGCCACCAGAGUCAGCAGUUGAGAUAAAAUGGUGACGCGCUCCUGAGAAACCGGGAGCCUGGUGAGAGGAGUGUCUGUGUUUCAUGAGUCCUGGGGUCCUGCUUUUGGAAACCGUUUUUGAAGCGUUGGGGUAGUUGGAGUGGUUGUAUUUUCCCUGGAAUUGAGUAAGAAAUUCAGAAGACUGAAGCCCAGGCUUACUGUCUACCUUUCACGGAGGCCUAGCCGUGAGAGGACAGAAGAAGGCACGUGGCGAAUCAUGACAGCUGACAAAGACAAAGACAAAGAGAAAGAGAAGGACCGGGACCGAGAUCGGGACCGAGAGAGAGAGAAACGAGACAAAGCAAGAGAGAGUGAGAAUGCACGGCCUCGCAGGAGCUGUACCUUAGAAGGAGGAGCCAAAAAUUACGCGGAGAGCGAUCACAGCGAGGACGAGGACAAUGACAACAAUAGCGCCACCACAGAAGAGUCCACGAAGAAGAACAAAAAGAAACCACCGAAAAAAAAGUCUCGCUACGAGAGGACCGAUACCGGUGAGAUAACGUCCUACAUCACUGAGGAUGACAUCGUCUACAGGCCCGGAGACUGUGUGUAUAUCGAGAGUCGGAGGCCAAACACGCCGUAUUUCAUCUGUAGCAUUCAAGACUUCAAACUGGUCCACAACUCCCAGGCCUGCUGCAGAUCUCCAACUCCUGCUCUGUGUGACCCCCCAGCAUGCUCUCUGCCGGUGGCCUCACAGCCACCACCACAUCUUUCUGAAGCCGGGAGAGGGCCUGUAGGGAGUAAGAGGGACCAUCUACUCAUGAACGUCAAAUGGUACUACCGUCAGUCUGAAGUUCCAGAUUCUGUUUACCAGCAUUUGGUUCAGGAUCGGCAUAAUGAAAAUGACUCUGGAAGAGAACUUGUCAUCACAGACCCAGUCAUCAAGAACCGAGAGCUCUUCAUUUCUGACUACGUCGACACAUACCACGCUGCUGCCCUUAGAGGGAAGUGUAACAUCUCCCAUUUUUCUGACAUAUUUGCUGCUAGAGAGUUUAAAGCUCGAGUGGAUUCAUUUUUCUACAUAUUAGGCUACAACCCCGAGACCAGGAGACUGAACAGCACCCAGGGAGAAAUCCGUGUUGGUCCUAGCCAUCAGGCCAAACUUCCCGAUUUGCAACCAUUCCCGUCUCCAGAUGGUGACACUGUGACCCAACAUGAGGAACUGGUCUGGAUGCCUGGAGUUAAUGACUGUGACCUUCUUAUGUACUUGAGGGCAGCAAGGAGCAUGGCUGCGUUCGCAGGAAUGUGUGACGGGGGCUCCACGGAGGAUGGCUGUGUCGCAGCAUCUCGGGACGACACUACCCUCAAUGCACUGAACACACUACAUGAAAGUGGUUAUGACGCUGGCAAAGCCCUGCAGCGCCUGGUAAAGAAGCCUGUGCCCAAGCUGAUCGAGAAGUGCUGGACGGAGGACGAAGUGAAACGCUUCGUUAAGGGGCUCAGGCAGUACGGCAAGAACUUCUUCAGAAUUAGAAAGGAGCUGCUUCCCAAUAAGGAAACCGGGGAGCUGAUCACCUUCUAUUACUACUGGAAGAAAACCCCCGAAGCAGCCAGCUCCCGGGCCCAUCGCAGGCACCGCAGGCAGGCCGUGUUCCGGAGGAUCAAGACCCGCACAGCCUCCACGCCGGUCAGCACGCCCUCCAGACCGCCCUCCAGCGAGUUCCUGGACCUGAGUUCGGCCAGCGAGGAUGACUUUGAUAGUGAGGACAGCGAGCAGGAAUUGAAGGGGUACGCCUGCCGCCACUGCUUCACCACCACCUCCAAAGACUGGCACCACGGGGGCCGGGAGAACAUCCUGCUGUGCACGGACUGCCGCAUCCACUUCAAGAAGUACGGCGAGCUCCCCCCCAUCGAGAAGCCUGUGGACCCCCCCCCAUUCAUGUUCAAACCUGUCAAAGAGGAAGACGAUGGGCUCAGUGGGAAGCAUAGCAUGAGGACGCGGCGCAGUCGUGGCUCGAUGUCUACAUUGCGCAGUGGUCGUAAGAAGCAGCCAGCCAGCCCUGAUGGUCGCGCCUCGCCCAUCAAUGAAGACAUCCGCUCCAGUGGCCGGAACUCACCCAGCGCUGCCAGCACCUCCAGCAACGACAGUAAAGCAGAGACAGUGAAGAAGUCGGCCAAGAAGGUGAAGGAGGAGGCCUCAUCCCCCCUCAAGAGCACCAAGCGCCAGCGGGAGAAGGUGGCCUCAGAUGCAGAGGAGGCGGACAGGACCACCUCCAAGAAGACGAAAACCCAGGAAAUCAGCCGGCCCAACUCACCAUCCGAAGGCGAGGGAGAGAGUUCGGACAGCCGCAGUGUCAACGAUGAGGGCAGCAGUGACCCCAAAGACAUCGACCAGGACAAUCGCAGCACGUCCCCCAGCAUCCCCAGCCCCCAGGACAACGAGAGCGACUCGGACUCCUCGGCCCAGCAGCAGGUGCUGCAGGCCCAGCCCCCGGCCCUGCAGACACCCGGUGCGGCCGCCGCUCCCGGAGCCCCCCAGCUCCCCACCCCAGGACCCGUGCCCUCUGCCACCGCGGGUCCUCCACAGGGCUCCCCCUCCACCUCCCAGCCCCCCAGCCAGCCGCAGGCUCCCGCAGCUCCUGCGCCCCAUGCUCAUAUCCAGCAGACGCCCACCCUGCACCCACCAAGGCUGCCCUCGCCACACCCCCCACUGCAGCCCCUACCCGCGCCGGCUGGCCAGCCCCCGCUGCACAGUCAGGGUCCAGGUGGACCCCACAGCCUCCAGGCGGGGCCCCUGCUGCAGCACCCAGGUCCCCCUCAGCCCUUUGGCCUCCCUCCCCAGGCCCCUCAGGCGUCCGCCCUCCCUCAUGUGUCCCUGCAGCCCCCGGCCUCGCAGGCUGCGCUGCAGCCCCAGCAGCCUCCUCGGGAGCAGCCCCUGCCGCCGGCCCCUUUGGCCAUGCCCCACAUCAAGCCCCCGCCCACCACGCCCAUCCCCCAGCUGCCGGCCCCACAAGCCCACAAGCACCCUCCGCACCUCUCAGGGCCCUCGCCCUUCUCCAUGAAUGCCAACCUCCCGCCCCCUCCAGCGCUGAAGCCCCUGAGCUCACUGUCCACACACCACCCUCCCUCGGCCCACCCGCCUCCCCUGCAGCUCAUGCCUCAGAGCCAGCCGCUGCCCUCCUCCCCUGCCCAGCCCCCCGUGCUAACCCAGAGCCAGAGCCUGCCCCCUGCUGCUGCCGCUCACCCCCCGGCGGGCCUCCACCAGGUGCCCCCCCAACCCCCCUUUGCCCAGCACCCCUUUGUCCCUGGGGGACCCCCUCCCAUCACUCCUCCGACCUGCUCCUCCACCGCUACCCCUCCUGCGGGACCUGGCCCCUCGGCGCAGCCGCCCUGCUCUGCCGCUGUUUCCUCGGGAGGCAACGUAGCUGGGGGCACAGCCUGCCCGCUCCCCACUGUCCAGAUCAAGGAAGAGGCUCUGGAUGAUGCCGAGGAACCCGAGAGCCCACCACCCCCGCCCAGGAGCCCGUCCCCCGAGCCCACUGUGGUGGACACCCCCAGCCACGCCAGCCAGUCAGCCAGGUUCUACAAACACCUGGACCGCGGGUACAACUCGUGUGCGCGAACAGACCUGUAUUUCAUGCCUCUGGCGGGAUCCAAACUGGCCAAGAAGAGGGAGGAGGCCAUUGAGAAGGCCAAGCGGGAGGCUGAGCAGAAAGCUCGAGAGGAACGAGAGCGUGAGAAAGAGAAGGAGAAGGAGCGAGAACGCGAGCGGGAGCGGGAGCGGGAGGCGGAGCGAGCAGCCCAGAAGGCAUCCAGCUCAGCCCACGAGGGCCGCCUCAGCGACCCCCAGCUCAGUGGUCCCGGCCACAUGCGGCCAUCCUUCGAGCCGCCACCAACCACCAUUGCAGCGGUGCCCCCGUACAUCGGGCCCGACACUCCUGCUCUUCGGACUCUGAGCGAGUACGCUCGGCCCCACGUCAUGUCACCCACCAACCGCAACCACCCCUUCUACAUGCCCCUCAACCCUACUGACCCCCUGCUGGCCUACCACAUGCCUGGCCUCUACAACGUGGACCCCACCAUCCGCGAGCGGGAGCUCCGGGAGCGUGAGAUCCGGGAGCGCGAGAUCCGGGAGCGGGAGCUGCGGGAGAGGAUGAAGCCGGGCUUCGAGGUGAAGCCCCCGGAGCUGGACCCCCUGCACCCCGCCACCAACCCCAUGGAGCACUUUGCCCGCCACAGCGCCCUCACCAUCCCCCCCACCGCAGGCCCCCACCCUUUUGCUUCUUUCCACCCUGGCCUGAACCCCCUGGAGAGGGAGAGACUGGCCCUGGCGGGCCCCCAGCUGCGGCCUGAGAUGAGCUACCCCGAUAGACUGGCGGCCGAGCGCAUCCACGCUGAGCGCAUGGCGUCGCUGACCAGCGACCCCCUGGCCCGCCUGCAGAUGUUCAACGUGACUCCGCACCACCACCAGCACUCCCACAUCCACUCGCACCUCCACCUCCACCAGCAGGACCCCCUCCACCAAGGUUCAGCAGGCCCAGUGCACCCGCUGGUUGACCCCCUGACGGCUGGCCCUCACCUGGCUCGCUUUCCGUACCCCCCUGGCACCCUCCCCAACCCUCUGCUUGGACAGCCCCCCCAUGAGCACGAGAUGCUUCGUCAUCCAGUUUUUGGUACCCCCUACCCGCGAGACCUGCCCGGGGCCAUCCCACCCCCCAUGUCUGCGGCCCACCAGCUGCAGGCCAUGCAUGCCCAGUCAGCAGAGCUGCAGAGACUGGCCAUGGAGCAGCAGUGGCUGCACGGACACCCCCACAUGCAUGGUGGGCACCUACCAAGUCAGGAAGAUUAUUACAGUCGACUGAAGAAAGAAGGUGACAAGCAGUUAUAAGUUAUUUAUUUGUUAACGCUGGCUGUGGAAACCCCAAUUCUUGGGGGGGAGAAACAGGACUUUUUACAUACAAUACGAGCUACAGAAGCAAAAAGAAUAUCUUCUAAAGAUUUCUUUAUAUAUUUAAAAACCCCACAACUAAAAAUGUUAUCAGCAUAAUAGUGUGUGUUUGUAGAGAGGAUUCCUUGAGACUGGCUGGGGUCUCCCUGCAUGACAGUCCCCAGAAACUUAGUGAGUCCUGGACCGGACCGGCCGUUCAGAAACUUUCCCUGCGAUCUGGGGGUUUGGCUCUAGUUUUCUUUUCCUUCCUUGCUUUCUUGGUAGGUGCUAGAAUCCAGUUCACACCCUUCACUGUGCGUGCAGACACACUCGGUCACGUGUGUUCCAGAACCCACGAGGUCUGCGGAUAGGUGGCAUAGGGGUUUGGAAUCCAAGAGCUAUAAUUUUUAAAAAAAACUUUUAUUUUAAUACAUUGUAGGAAAUCUUCAUAAUUUGAGAAAGUUCUGCAGCAUGGCUUUUUACGUCUGUAAAUAAAUAAUUUUAGAGCGGCAUUUUUUUCCUUCCACAAACUAUUCUGAUCUAUUUUUUCCAGCCAUGUCACUAAUUGUGAAUUCCUACCAGCUAUUGACAGAAUACAGAGUUGAUUUUUUAAUAAAAAGUUCUAUAUAAUUAUCCCUUUAAUUAAAGGGAGCAGAUGGGCGUUACUAAUUACAAACGGGCAGGAGCUGGGGACGAGGCUUGGUUGCAGCAGUGAGCAUCCAGGGGUUUGCAGGGACGAGGUUACAAACUGUUUCUUUGUUUUGCUGCCUUGAUUUUCACUUCCAUCUGUUCCUAGCUUGUGCUUUGCCAGAGGUGUGGAUAUUUGUUAGAUCGAACCUAUUUUAUUUUGUGCCAGGAGCGCCGGAGUGAAGUGCCCACCGCGUUCUGUCUCCGCAGGAUAGAAAGCACAUGUUUCUGUGUGUCUGACUGUCAGUUUCCUUAUACAUUUCUAUGCACACACGUUUGGUUAUUCUGGAUGAACUCUCCUUUUUAAAUACUCGACAGUUUCACAAACAUUCUAGAAAAUUCAAGAAGUAGACGAUUCCCUACGAGUAGCACAUGCUUGCCAAAGGAAUCUGUUUAGAAACUUCCCCUGUUGCGUGUGUCUUGGCCAGCAUCGUCCUGCACGGAGGCCAGGCCACCCCUGCCGCACGACUCGAGGCCACUUUUGAGUGAGGCGGGCCCUGGAGUUGGCACAGUCGUGGCCGUGACCCACGUUAGGUGGGGGACACCGUUUGAGUCCCACUCUUGCUCUUGUUUCUGGUAGGAGGGGUCAGGGACACACUGGGGGUGUCUGCACCUGUUGAUGAACUUCUCUGUCGGGAUGUGACCUUUCCCCGUCCCGCUCCCCUCAGACUGGGGGUCGCAUCCAGGAGCUGUGGGAGGAUGAGAGCACGGGGGGGUCGGUGCAUGUGCGGUGUGUCUAGGGCCGCAGCCAAGUCGGGGGUCAGAAGAGAGGUGCAGCUUUGACCCAGAAGCCGGCAGGUGUGAGCUCAGAUUCAGGUUCCGGAUUCGAGCCUGUGUCAGGGCCAUUUCCAGUUUCUGUUAAAACUAUGUUUGGUUUCAGUUGGGACAGAGGAUCGUUUCGUCUUUUGGAAAUGUUUGUAGUUUUCUCCUUUGAUCUUUCUCUCAUUCCAUUUCUGCCUUAACUUUAGCUCCUUAGAGGGGAGGUGAGCUCAGAUAAACCCAGACUUGGGGCUGCACGGGCACGAGGCACCUGUUUCCUCUGGGGGCAGCCGGCUCUCCUGCGACCCCUGCCCCGAUGCCCGCACCUUCUCUGCUGUCUUUGAUUUCCUUUUGGCCGGACACAGCACCUGCCAUUCAGCUGAACCUUUACCGCCUCUCUGUGUCCUCCGUUUUUCCAAAGAGGAGACGAGCGAAGUACUUGGAAGUCUCUACUUGAAAACUGUCUGCAGGUGUUUUCUUGUUCGGUUUUGGUUUUCCCCCCACAUCCCAGGGUGGAGCACUGAGAUUCUUCCAUGUAAAAACCUACACCCCGCCCCCCGCACCCGGUCAGCCACACUUGGUUCAGGAGGCCCCAGACCUUCACCGUGUCUUUGAAGCCCGACCCCUUGGUUUCCGUUUGGAUUUUCCUUCCUUUUGUUUGAAGUUUGGUUUUGCUUUUCUGUGUUUUGUAUGGAUCUUGUUGAAUGUUGUCGAGAUUGAGCUUCGUUUCACUGCAGCAGCAGAGUGUACAUUCUGAUUUGCUACGUUUAUAUAUAUCUUGAAGCUAAAUGUAUAUAUAGUAGUUUGCCAUGAGAUAACACAGUGUAAACCGAGUAGACACCCAGAAAUCGUGACUUCUGUGUUCUCUCCAUUUUGAGUAUUUUGUAAUUUUUUUGAAAUAUUUGUGGACAUAAAUAAAACCAAGCUACACUACAACAGCUCGGA